AUGCAGAACAUACUUUUCCGGUUUGCUGAGCGUCACAACCUCACCGUGGCUUUACCAAAGAAUGGUGACUCCCAGUUUGCGUAUCCAAACUUUUUUAAUGUCAAAUCAGUUCAACUGGAGACAACACCCCCCAACAUCAUCACAAACCACAUGCGGUUCAACAAGGAAGAGCUGGACAAGCUGAUGCCUCCGGACACAGUGUACAUCACCACCAUGAGAGAGACAAGUGCCAUGUUUGAAUCCUUGUUCGUCUACUGCUAUGUAUCCUCUGCCAGCAUUCGCAGGGUUCCUAAUGAGUCGAUCGAAGCUUUCUUGGACGAUCCAUUCAAAUAUUAUCGGCCUUUGGAAGCGCAUUCUAUGUAUGUACGAAACUGCGUGACCUAUGACCUGGGCGGGAACAAGGAUAGCACCGAAGUGGACUACGCGCAACAAUUAGCAGCCAAAGUAGAGAAAACAUUUUCACUGGUCAUGAUUUCCGAUUACUUUGAUGAAUCGCUCAUCUUGCUGCGUCACCUCCUCAACUGGGACUUGGAGGAUAUUGUUUACUUCAAAGCCAACAUGAGAUCGGAGAAAGCAAAGAAGACCAUCACACCAGAGCUGUCAGACAAAAUCAGGGCCUGGAAUUACAUCGAUUCUUAUCUUUUCGACCACUUCAACGCUUCCUUAUGGCGUCAGCUCAAGGCCAUAGGGCUGGACUGCGUUGCCAGAGAAGUGCAGUUGUUACGACAAGCUCAGGAAAAACUCUCAAUGACCUGUUUUGGGGAGAAGACAUCGAGACUUAACUCUGCCGCUAAGAUCAAAAACAGGGCUUUGAAGCCAUGGCAGCCAGGAAAUGUGGAAAUAGUUGGUUAUGAACUUUCUCCAGAUCUGAGCGCAGAGAACCAGACACUUUGUACUAAGCUCACCAUGCCAGAACUGCAGUACACAGAUGCACUACGACAAGUCCAGAUUCAAAGAUACAAAAAGGCAAAGGAGAGACAAACCAACAAUUGA
This is a messenger RNA of Knipowitschia caucasica, 993 nucleotides long. The record is from the annotation of a GenBank genome assembly. NCBI's taxonomy places the organism in Eukaryota, Metazoa, Chordata, Actinopteri, Gobiiformes, Gobiidae.